UUUUCCUACAUUGAUCCAAAAAUUUACAGGAGAACAGAUGAUGCCAUUACAUUCUGUCAAGUGAGCUCUCUUUAGAAAGAUCUGAUUGAGUAAGGAACGUUUAGAGAGCAAAAAUGUUGCUGAUCUCAUGCAUGAAAAUCUUUCUCUUUAGAGUAGGUACUAAACUACAGGAUACUACUAAAAUAUAGCCUUUGUAUUUGAGGACCUGACACUUCAGGGAGGUGUCCUGGAAGAACAUUGUCUCAUGGGAAUCGUAUUUUGUUUUAGUCUUGCCCAGUCCAAAGGGUCAGUCCUGGUGGUGGUGUGACCACAGGAAUGGUUUUGGAACCAGAUGUUUUCAAAUAUGUUUGUACCAGCUAAUAAAUCAUGUGGUCACUUUAUUGCUCUUCUAAAGAGCCAGCAAACAGGACAGUGUCAUGGAAAGGACCAUCUUUUUUUUGCCAAGCAGCUAGAGGAAGCAAGGUUCUAUGAAUUUCUUUGCCAGCGUACAAGCAAUGUUUCUGACCUUGUUUGUCACAUCCUUCUAGCUGUAGGGAGGUCCCUGUUGCCUGUGUCAGGUGAAGGAGCUAGAGCUGAGAUCCCGCAAAACCAACUGACAGCUGUAUUUCUGAGAGGACCACUGCUUUAUGCAGGCAAACUGAAAGCAGAGUCCCCAAGAUGCAAAAGCUUUUUCAGAAAGGCAGUGGCUUUCCAGACAGAACAAAAUGAGAAGUUUAACGUGAAUAAAGCAUGUGGGAUUCAACUAGCUCAUUUAGCCAAAUGAAGCUCCGUGGUUUUUAAAGUCAUUGACAGAACUGCUGGUAAUCUUCAAGGUUACUCUCCUUUGCUGUCACUGAACACUCUGAAAGCACCUUGGACACAUUUGUAAGAUCCCAGAGGUGUGUGUAUCAGCUGCUACAAGACUGAGGGGUAGCGCUCUCUCAGUGCAAUGUCUAGCUAAUGCCGCUGCCUCUUGUUAAGACUCGGGUGUCAUUUCCUGGUCCGUCUGGAAAAAGAACAGUGACAGCAUGAUGAACUCACUGGGUACCGCUAGUUUUCCACAUACAAAUUGCGCCGUACUGCCCAGGAGCAUUAAUUUGUUGUGGUUCGAUCAUAAAUUACCACACAAUUUGAAAGGGAGUGCGUUCUCUCGGUUCUGACGUGCAUCGGACACAUUCACUUGGCUGUAGCACCGCUGCAGCCAGCACCGUUUCACUCCAGCGCACGAAAUCCGCACCGCGGCUCCUUAAUGGCAGAAAACUGAGUCACCGUCCCAGGGAAGCCCAGAGGGGCACUCGCCCUCCAGCGGGGCACAGCCUCCCGCUCACCCCAACGCGCUGUCCGGGCCGCGCUCCGAGGGCCGGCGAUGCAAAUCGCCUCAGGGCGGCGCGCGGCCUUCCGCGCCCCGCGCAGCCGCACGCAGGCGCGCGGGCCGCCGCCUAGUUUGUCCCUGGCGAGGCGCCGUAGGCUGCCCGCUCCGCGGGGAGGGGAGGGGGGCUCCGCGGCGUGAGGGGAUCCCAGGCCGCAGCCGCACCGCUUCACCCCGCCGAGCCCGAUGUGAGCCGCCCCGCGCCGGGGCCAGGAGCGGGGCCAUGAAGAAGGACGUGAGGAUCCUACUGGUGGGAGAACCCAGAGUUGGGAAGACAUCACUGAUUAUGUCUCUUGUCAGUGAAGAAUUUCCAGAAGAGGUUCCACCACGAGCUGAAGAAAUCACCAUUCCAGCUGAUGUCACCCCUGAAAGAGUGCCAACCCACAUAGUGGAUUAUUCAGAAGCAGAGCAAAGUGAUGAGCAGCUUUACCAUGAAAUAUCACAGGCAAAUGUGAUUUGUAUAGUAUAUGCUGUUAACAACAAGAAUUCUAUUGAUAAGGUAACAAGUCGAUGGAUUCCUCUCAUCAAUGAAAGGACAGACAAAGAUAGCAGGCUGCCUCUUAUAUUAGUUGGAAACAAGUCUGAUCUAGUGGAAUAUAGCAGUAUGGAAACUAUCCUUCCCAUUAUGAAUCAAUAUACAGAGAUAGAAACAUGUGUAGAGUGUUCAGCUAAAAACUUGAAGAAUAUAUCUGAGCUAUUUUAUUAUGCCCAGAAAGCUGUUCUGCAUCCUACAGGUCCUCUUUAUUGCCCAGAGGAGAAAGAGAUGAAGCCUGCCUGUAUUAAAGCACUCACUCGCAUUUUUAGAAUUUCUGAUCAGGAUAAUGAUGGUACUCUCAAUGAUGCAGAGCUCAAUUUCUUUCAGAGAAUUUGUUUUAAUACACCACUGGCACCUCAAGCUUUGGAAGAUGUAAAAAAUGUAGUCAGGAAAAACCUAAGUGAUGGAGUUGCAGAUAACGGAUUAACAUUAAAAGGUUUUCUUUUUCUACACACACUUUUCAUUCAGCGAGGAAGGCAUGAAACAACUUGGACUGUUUUACGUCGAUUUGGAUAUGAUGAUGACUUAGAGCUUACACCAGAGUACUUGUUUCCUCCGCUAAAAAUUCCUUCAGACUGUACAACAGAAUUAAAUCAUCAUGCAUAUUUGUUUCUUCAAAGUAUUUUUGAUAAACAUGAUUUGGAUAGAGAUUGUGCUUUGUCUCCUGAUGAAUUGAAAGAUUUGUUCAAAGUCUUCCCUUAUAUGCCAUGGGGACCUGAUGUUAACAACACUGUUUGUACAAAUGAAAGGGGAUGGAUUACAUACCAAGGGUUUCUCUCUCAGUGGACACUAACCACAUACUUAGAUGUUCAGCGUUGCCUGGAGUACCUGGGUUAUUUAGGCUACUCGAUACUUGCAGAACAAGAAUCUCAAGCAUCAGCAAUUACAGUAACAAGAGAUAAAAAAAUAGACCUCCAGAAAAAACAGACUCAGAGGAAUGUUUUCCGAUGCAAUGUUGUUGGAAUGAAAGGCUGUGGGAAAAGUGGGGUUCUUCAGGCUCUUCUUGGAAGAAAUCUAAUAAGGCAGAGGCAAAUACGUGCAGAACACAAAUCUUACUAUGCCAUUAAUACAGUCUAUGUAUAUGGACAGGAGAAAUACUUGCUGCUACAUGAUGUCAGUGACUCUGAAUUUUUAACUGAUGCAGAGACCAUAUGCGAUGCUGUCUGCCUGGUAUAUGAUGUCAGUAACCCUAAGUCCUUUGAGUACUGUGCCAGGAUUUUUAAGCAGCACUUCAUGGAUAGCAGAAUACCAUGCUUAGUGGUAGCUGCAAAGUCUGACUUGCAUGAAGUUAGACAGGAAUAUAGUAUUUCUCCUGCUGAAUUCUGCAAAAAACACAAAAUGCCUCCACCUCAAGCCUUUACUUGCAAUACAGUUGAUGUGCCGAGUAAGGAUAUCUUUGUUAAACUGACAACUAUGGCAAUGUAUCCCCAUGCCCGGUUACGCUGUAUGUGCGCCUGCAACAGGUGUACAUUUUGCAUCUGUCAGAACUUCCUCAACUCAGACUUGCUGCAAUCUGUAAAGAACAAACUCUUCACUGCAGUUCUUAACAGGUUAAGACCCUACAUAGAUGAGUUGGGGGCCAUGCUGUUAGCAGACGAGGAGAGCAGUAUUAUGCAGCAGGUGCACGCCGUCAACUUUGUAGAAGAUUCCAUCUUCAUGGAGUCAUCUCUUGGUCCACGUUUACUUGAAGACAGGCAUGUGACACAAGCAGACCUCAAGAGCUCUACGUUUUGGCUCCGAGCAAGUUUUGGUGCUACUGUCUUCGCAGUUUUGGGUUUUGCUAUGUACAAAGCAUUAUUAAAGCAACGAUGAUCUCGGAAGAAGCACAUCUGGCCCUACCAAAUAAAAAAAAAAAAAACACUUUUAUGUACAUUCUGGAUGCUUUAAAUUCUGCUAGAAAUAUUUAUAUAUGCAGAGUUACUUUAUUAAUAUUUGUAAUUCAUGCAUAAGAUUAUUUUAAAUUAUAGCUCUAACUACAGUAUUGCAUAAUGUGUGGAAAAAAGAAUUGCAUCUUAACAGCCAGCUAAAAUGGCUUAACUUCUGAGGCCAAAAGGGAAUUCGUUGUAAAUAACCUGUACAUAUUAAAGCAGUAAGACAUUGCUUCCCAAAAAGCUAUUCAAAAUCCUGUUCUUGGAUGUUUCACCACGGUGACAUACUAGUGUAUAGUUGAAAUUAAUUUUCAGUAGAGUAGGUUCAACUCAAGGAUCAUACUUCGUCAAGGAUUGCUUAUUUAUUUCACAUUCAUCUGAAGUGACUUCAUCUUUUUGGACUAUAAGCUGUAGCAGGCAGAAUUUGUGAUUUUCAUUAUCUGUUUUUUUAGCUGAUCAUCAAAUUUCCCCACUAACUCUGUAUUUCAAUAAAAAGUCACUGUUGCUGUCCUGGCCUAUGAUUUUCUAUGUUACAUGAACAGUGACAUAUUUAGCAGUCCAAUUUUUCUUUUAAAAGGAAAAACAUAAACUUCAAAAACUGCCAUAUCAACUUCAUAUGCUGUGUAACUCGUGGUUUUCAUUUUCCACUAUGUUGCGUUUUAUAACCCUUAUGAAUCAGAUGAGCAAAUUUGUAUAUUAUAAAUGUUUAUAAUUCAAAAAGUGUUGCUGUUUAAUUUCUCACAUAUGUCAAUCAUACCUGUUAAAAGCUGUGUAUAAGAUAAAACUAAAAUAGUACACAGUGCCUAUUCUGCUGUAGUAUAUUAGUUGCAUGGAUCACAGUGCAUUCUGUAACUGGCUAGAAUUACCAAUAGACACAGCUUUUUUAAUGAUCAAGUAAAUCAAACAUUAAUUCCUCAUGACAAACUUAUUUUUCCAUUGCUGGCCUUUUCAGGUAUUUCAAUAAAAUAACUGUGUACUGCG
Tyto alba (common barn owl) is the source of this 4732-nucleotide messenger RNA. It is a transcript of the gene RHOT1, whose product is annotated as ras homolog family member T1. Gene Ontology annotation, cellular component: mitochondrial outer membrane. Bases 1572 to 3695 code for a protein of 707 amino acids. Gene Ontology annotation, molecular function: calcium ion binding; GTPase activity; GTP binding. The transcript is spliced from 21 exons. Gene Ontology annotation, biological process: small GTPase-mediated signal transduction; mitochondrion organization. The record is from RefSeq and is a predicted model, not a curated record. Lineage: Eukaryota; Metazoa; Chordata; Aves; Strigiformes; Tytonidae.